AUGCUGCUGCGCUCCCCGCCCGGUGGGUUCGGGGGCCGCGCGGGCGCCAUCGCAGGGAUGCCGGGGGCGCCGCCCCCCGUGCGUCGCACGUGCGCUGCGUCCGCUGCCCUUGCGCGCCCCUGCCGGGCGUUCAUUGAGCAUAACUCGGACCCAACGAAGUGGCGGAGCCCGGCGAAGGCGGAAGUCAAGCGGCGCCACCCGGGGGUAAAGCUCGGCUCCGAGUUCGCGCGCAUCAGGGAGCAGGGCGCAGUGGAGCAGCGGCUCGUUGCCGCCGACAAGUUCACGGAUUGGAACAUGGUGUGGCUCUUCGCCGCCGGCGCCGCCGUGCUGCUCGUGCUGCUGAACGUGCUGAUGGACACGGUGGAGCCAAAUCCCCCGCCUGAGUAUACGCCCUACCGUCCACCGUCGGAAGGGCAUGAAGCUGGCCGGGAGGCGUGA
This is a messenger RNA of Trypanosoma conorhini, 438 nucleotides long. RefSeq lists its product as uncharacterized. The transcript has a single exon. NCBI's taxonomy places the organism in Eukaryota, Euglenozoa, Kinetoplastea, Trypanosomatida, Trypanosomatidae. The record is from RefSeq and is a predicted model, not a curated record. The coding region runs from base 1 to 438 and encodes 145 amino acids.